CUAUUGGUGGAGCUACAGGACAGAUGCUUGAGCAAAAUGCACAGGCAUUUAAUAAAAUUUCUGUCAAUCUAGCAGCUUAUCAGAUAAGGGAGAAUGUCAAUCUCUUUUGCCAAGCGCGGGAUAAUAUCCUAAUGAUCUUGAAGGACUUGAAUGACAUGCCCGGUGUAAUGAAUCAGAUGCCACCACUUCCAGUGAAAGUGAAUGAAGAGCUUGCCAAUUCCAUCCUUCCUCGGACAACCCUUCCAAUGCAUUCAUGAUCCUGACUCAGAAAGAAGCCAGAGGGAGAAGACCCCCGAAGAUUUGAACUCUUCAUUUGGUUCUGGUGUAGGGAUUGUUGGUUGCCCUGCACGCUAGGGCUUCAUGACCCCUUCAAUGGUUGUACCGCUAUACUGACCCAACACUCAGCCCCAGGAAGAAAGAGAAUUGGCCCCCUGUACAUUAAUGUUUAAUUGUAUAGUUAAUAUCCAUAAAUAAAUGUCUAUUCGUUCAAUAUGUUUCUUUGAGGGAAAAAGAUUGAAAAAAGAAAAAGAAAAAACAGUAUUCAUUUACCUAA
Molecule: messenger RNA, 553 nt
Organism: Macadamia integrifolia
Lineage: Eukaryota; Viridiplantae; Streptophyta; Magnoliopsida; Proteales; Proteaceae
Source: RefSeq, a predicted model, not a curated record